AUGGCAGACUCUUUGCCGCCUGCUCUGCUGGAAGCCUGUGUGGUAGUUGGAGCAUCCAGUGACAAACUCCAGGAAAUCUGCCAGACCAUUAAUGAUGAUGAAACUCUCGAACACCUCCUGUUGGAGCCGGAGGUUCUUUCAGUCUUGGCGCCACCUUUUGUUAGCAGAACACAGGCUGAAAGUGAAAUGCUGAGAUCACAUGGGAAGCUGCGGCGCUCUUUUAUCAGGAAAAAGAGAGAACUGCCUCCUUCAGCUGCACCAACACCCAGUCAAGGUGGAGAGGAAGCAGGUCGAAGAGGAGGAAUAGAAGAUGUCAGUGUACCUAAAAACAUCGAUCUCAUGGCUUUACCUCAGCUCUGCUUCCCCGGUGGCCUCCAAGUAACCAGUGAACAGAAAGAGGAACAAUUCCACUUCCUGGUUUUCACAGACAUCCUUGGCAACAAGACCCAUGGAGUAGUAAUGCAGUGCUACCGUCCAAUACUGGAAGGGAUGUCUCUCUAUCGAAAUAGUAGAGGGUCUUCAAAGUGUCCUAAACUCUUCUGUGCCUACAGCAUCUGUGUCAUAUCCAAGCAUCCUUACUUCACUGCACUCAAAGACUGUCUUUCAUGUCUUUUAAUCCAGCUGAGAACCUGUCGAUUGUCAGACAUGGAAGAGAGAGUGAAGGAGUUUGCGGCCAAACUGACACUUGUGCCAAUUCCACCUCCUGGACAGCUGCACUUGAUGUUUACAAUACGUCCUCUGACCAUCAUACUGCCCUCCAGAGAAGACAAGGACCACCCGGUUAUAGAUUUAGACCUCCACCUGCCCUUCCUUUGCUUCAGGCCACAGCAGCUGCUGCAGGUGCUGUCAUGUCUCUUGCAGGAGCAGCGGGUGGUGUUAUUUUCUGCUGACUGGGCGAGACUCACGCUGAUGGCAGAGAGCUUGUUGUUGUUUCUGCAGCCUCUGCUGUGGCAGCACCCAUAUGUUCCUGUCCUGGCUAAAGGCAUGCUGGACUUUCUAAUGGCUCCUACAGCCUUUCUUAUGGGCUGCCAUCUCAGUCAUUUUGCAGACGUAUCAGCUGAAACAGAUGAUCUGAUCUUAAUUAACAUUGAUAAUGGAAGUCUCAGCACUUCUACUUUUGAUACUGUUAACCUACCGGACAUUCCUCCAGUUGCUGCACACUGCUUCACACAGAGGUGUAAGUUAUUGCGAAUACAUUUUGACUUGGAUCAGUGCCACCAUGCAAGUUGCACUGACAUCAGUGAACAGCGGGCACAGAGGCGAACGUGGCAACGCAGCCUUAACAACGACAUCCAGAGGAUUGCACUGGAAUUAAUUGUCAACAUUUUCAGGGAUGUGAGCAGUCAUCUGAAUUAUGAACAUCGAGUGUUUCACAGUGAAGAGUUCCUGAAAACCAGAGAGCCAGCUGAGCAACUUUUUUAUAAGAAGGUGCUGGAGACGCAUAUCUUCCAUUCAUUUCUCAAGGAUCGUCUCAACAGGAAUAUGGAUAGCUUUGCACGAAUGGAGCUAAGCACUCGUUCUGAGAUGCAAAAGAUGAAGGCCAUGGUUGAAGCCCCACACAGACCCACCAUGCAGCAGAUUCAAGCCAGGAGAAAGGGCUCCAUCACAGAGACGAGGCUGAGUAAGAGACUGGGCAUGAGUCUCCCUAACUUGAGAGAAGAUAAGAUUAUCGGCUUCCAAAGAAACACACCGCUCUCCAAGAUCCUCAUAUCUGACCCCGGUGAGACCCCAGGGGUUAAUAUCCACACAACUCCAAAACCUAUAAAGGUGUUCAAACUUCCAGACUUCCCAGCAUCUCUGUCCUUCCACUCUGUCCAAAGUUAUUACAUUGAGCUCAUCCAGCAGCUCGGAAAAGCCAUUUUCUCUGUCCAAAGUGAGAACUCUGCCAUGCUGGCCAGAUACUACUACUUGCGUGGUUUAAUCAACACACUGUGUUCGCGGCGACUGGACGCACUGAGCGACUUCCAAAACCUCAAUAAGACCGACACUGCAAUUUUUCCCACUAGCUUGGUCACAUGGCUCAUAGACUCGCUGCAAAGAGAUGAGAGACAACAAGCUCAAAGGCGGCCUGAACUCAAGAGACUCAUCCUCAAGGUUAAGACAGACAAUGAGAAGCCGCUGGUGGAGCCUGAUGACCAUGUAAAGAAGUUUCAGCUUCCCUGUAAGCCUCUGUAUCAGGAGGAGUUUAUGCGAUGCGUUCAAGAGUGUAGGAUUGUUAGAGAUGUGGCGACCAUACAGCGUUUAUUUGAUGCUCUCACUGACAAUUGUAAGAUUGGGUGUCUUUGUCUUUAUCUAGUUGCGUAUGCACACCCCUCUGUCCGAGGUCAGCCAAAGCAGGUGGACCCUGAACUUUUCAGAGUCUUCUACACAUUCUGGAAAGAGAUGGAAGCUGAAGCACAAGAUGUCAACCUGCCCUCUGAUGUAAUUGACCGACUUGACAAUAAUGAGUGUGUCUACAAGUUGUCCUCCUGUGUCAAGACUUCCCACGGCGUUGGUAAAAUCGCCAUGACGCAGAAACGCCUGUUUUUGCUCACUGAAGGACGGCCCGGUUUCUUAGAAAUCACAAAGUUCAGAGAUAUACAGGAGGUAAAAAUUACCUCAGUUCCCUUUCUGCUCGUUCGUAUUCCAUCCCUUCGUAUCCAGACAUCCAGCAGGCCUGAAGUGUUUGAGGCCAACCUAAAAACAGAGACUGAGCUUUGGAACCUUGUGAUCAAAGAGAUGUGGGCUGGACGCAAGAUGGCAGAUCAACACAAGGACCCUCAGUACAUGACUCAGGCUCUGACCAACGUUCUGCUAAUAGAUGCUGUCACAGGCUGCCUGCAGAAUCAGAGAUCCAUCACUGCUGCUGCAAAGCUGGCUUACUUUAAUAAAAUCAGACAAGAAGUGCCUAUGAUAGUGCCUAAAACUACCUCAGAGACUCUCAAACACAAGAUCAACCCAUCAUUGGACCUGGCUGAGCCACAGACCGUACAUGUGCUGCUUUACACUCCAGGUCAGCUGACUGGUACUGGCAAAGUGGGUGAUAUGAACCCAAAGCUGUGGGUGGCUCUCAGUGGGGGUAAGGUGGUUGUAUUUGAUGCGGCGAGUUGGUCAAUGCUGCAGGACUGUAUCCAGCUUGGACAGUCGCAGCUGAACUGUAUGAUAGGACUGGUCCAGGAGCAGGUGUGGAUUGGUUCUCAGGACUCUGUAAUCUACAUUAUCGACACUCACAGCAUGUCCAGCAACAAACAGCUGACCGAACACAGACAUGAAGUGACUGGCCUCGCAGUGGACGCCAGCAACCAACCCAACAGCCUGCUGACAUACUCCUGCAGCCGCGAUGGGAUGAUCCUGCAAUGGGACUCAUCCAGUCUUAAAGUGAAGCGGCAGUUUUUACUCAGCUGUGAUUAUCUCUCCUCCAUACAGAUCCACAACAGUGCUCUGUGGUGCUGUUGUGGUGACGGCAUUGUGGAACUGAAAAAGAGUUGGACACCACAAAGAAAGAUAACACUUCAUACGGACCUACAGAGCAUGCCCAGUAGUUUCAGCAGCUUCAUUUAUAUACCAGAGCGGAGACAGCUGUGGACAGGCUGUGCAGACUCAGUAGAGUUGUGUCUCUGGCGCACAAACAAUCACAGGCAUCCAUUUAAAAUAAUCUCCCUGCCUGGAAGUUCAGGGGUCACAUGUAUGAUUCGUGUCAAAGACCAGAUCUGGGUUGGCUGUCAUGGAAGGAGUGAUGCUGGGGGUCAGUGUAAUGGUCAGCUGAGUAGCCAAGUGUUGGUAGUGGACAUAGAGAGCCACACGGUAGCAAAGGAGCUGCAGGCCCAUUCAGACAGCAUUCAGACUCUCUGCUCUGCCGAGGAUCGAUAUGUCCUCAGUGGCUCUGCGCGUCGUGACGGCAAGAUCGCCAUCUGGAAGGUCGAAUAGAGUCCGAAAAAGAAGAAGGAUCCAAAGAGAUGGAAGAAGAAGAAGAGAAAAAAGAACUCAGAGCCAAAUAAGAAAAUUACUAUUUUUGACCAGUUUUGUUAGUCUG
Messenger RNA from Neolamprologus brichardi, 4012 nucleotides. Lineage: Eukaryota; Metazoa; Chordata; Actinopteri; Cichliformes; Cichlidae. The record is from RefSeq and is a predicted model, not a curated record.